AUGCUGCGCCCGCACUUUGAAGAGCCGUUGGCCAAGGUCGCGGCACACUUCGGCAUCUGCGUGACGUUACUUAAGAAAAUUUGUCGCCGACAUGGUAUCGCGCGUUGGCCACACCGUCAGAUCACGGGCCUUCGCAAGAGUAUUGCCUCAAUGGAGCACGCUAUCGGAUACUUCGACGGCGAUCGACGCGAGUCGUACGCCGAGCAAUUGCUCAAGCAGAAGAAGAAACUCGCUGCGCUACUGGAAGACCCGACGGUAAACAACCCGCUUCUGGCGAAUGAAGAAGAGCAACGCGUCGAGAAUACGAGGAAACAGACAAAGACUUCACCCGUGCACGAGGUGGCACCGGCACUGAUGACUCGUGCGUCGUCGCCUACCGGUCCGGUGCUGGCGGAGUCACCGUACUACGGUGCAUCCAUGAUAGCUACGCCGGCACAGACACCACCCAUGUGGCUUCCGGCACCGCAUGUUGAGCCGAACUACACGCAGAAUUACCACCAAGUUUGUCCUCCUACGCUCGACCAACGCAGUCCAGUUUACCCGUCGAGCUACUAUAUGCCUGGAGCGAUUGCAAUCAGCAAUAACGUUCCUACAACCGCCAUUCAGUUGCCUCCGCUACGUCGAGAGUCACGCGCAGUGUUGCCACCCAUUUCGUCACUGGUAAUCAGCAACAACAUCUUCUCGUCGAUGCCAACAACGAGUUGGUAA
This is a messenger RNA of Phytophthora infestans T30-4, 708 nucleotides long. Its product is annotated as RWP-RK domain-containing protein, putative. The coding region runs from base 1 to 708 and encodes 235 amino acids. Lineage: Eukaryota; Oomycota; Peronosporomycetes; Peronosporales; Peronosporaceae. Gene Ontology annotation, molecular function: DNA-binding transcription factor activity. The transcript has a single exon. The record is from RefSeq and is a predicted model, not a curated record.